Molecule: messenger RNA, 9151 nt
Organism: Hypanus sabinus (Atlantic stingray)
Lineage: Eukaryota; Metazoa; Chordata; Chondrichthyes; Myliobatiformes; Dasyatidae
Gene: ncor1
Product: nuclear receptor corepressor 1
Exons: 49
Coding region: 297-7718 (2473 amino acids)
Biological process (GO): negative regulation of transcription by RNA polymerase II
Molecular function (GO): transcription corepressor activity; nuclear thyroid hormone receptor binding
Source: RefSeq, a predicted model, not a curated record
GGGGAGCGGUCGGGGUCAGACUGUCGGAGUGGUACUAGCCCUGGGCCCUGGAUUGCAGACGGUGCAAGGCGAGUGAGCAUUGGAAGGGUAGACGGACUGAUUGCCGGACUGACCGAGUUAUCGGCGGGCACUGAAGGGGAAGCAGGGAGCGGUGGCCUGAAGCUGCGCUCUGCGCAAGAUGGCGGCGCGGGGUUAGAGUCGGACUGGUGGCUAGAGCACGGCCGGUGUUUCUCUAGAAAAAUGGUGACAUGGUGGCUUGAUUUGCAGGGUGCACUGAAUGACUGACUCUCCAAAAAAUGUCAAGUUCGGGUUACCCCUCAGGUCAAGGUCCCUUUGGUACGGAUGCAACCCGUUACCCAGCUCACACAAUUCAAUACACCUUCUCCAGUAACAGACAUCAACAGGAGUUUGCAGUUCCAGACUAUCGUUCUCAUCUUCAGGAUUCACAGCUCUUACAGCAGCAGCAACAUCAGCAACUCCGAAGACGACCUUCCCUGCUUUCAGAGUUCCAUCCAUCUGACAGGCCUCAAGAAAGGAGAAGUGGCUAUGAACAGUCUUACCAUAACGUGGCUGGGCAGCCUGAUCACGAUUCACUGGAAAGCAAACGUCCACGACUUGAACAGGUACCUGAACCCCACUUUCAGCGUGCUACAGUACUACCCCUAGUGCACCCUGUAGCAGAGGGCCUUCGAGCACCCACAGAGCUAAAGAAGGAGUCCUUUUCAAUGAAAGCUGAUGUUCCAUCAUCCCCAUCUACCAACCAGCAGGGCAGUGAUGAACAAGAUUCAUCCCCUUCCAAGCUAUCCAAAGAAGAGCUCAUCCAGAGUAUGGACCGUGUUGAUCGAGAAAUAGCCAAAGUGGAACAACAGAUCCUCAAACUGAAGAAAAAACAGCAACAGCUUGAAGAGGAAGCAGCUAAGCCUCCAGAGCCUGAGAAACCCGUCUCCCCUCCUCCAGUGGAAGCGAAACAUCGAAGUAUUGUCCAGAUUAUCUAUGACGAAAACAGGAAAAAAGCUGAAGAAGCUCACAAAAUACUUGAAGGUCUGGGCCCAAGAGUGGAGUUGCCACUUUACAACCAGCCAUCUGAUACGAAGAUUUAUCAUGAAAACAUCAAAACGAACCAAGUAAUGAGGAAAAAACUGAUCCUCUUUUUCAAGCGGAGAAAUCAUGCUCGUAAACAGAGGGAACAAAAGAUCUGUCAGCGCUAUGACCAGCUCAUGGAGGUUUGGGAAAAAAAGGUGGAAAGGAUAGAAAAUAACCCUCGGAGGAAGGCAAAGGAGAGUAAGACCAGGGAAUAUUAUGAGAAGCAAUUUCCAGAAAUUCGCAAGCAGCGGGAGCAGCAGGAGCGUUUUCAAAGGGUUGGACAGAGAGGAGCUGGUCUUCCAGCAACUAUAGCCAGGAGUGAGCAUGAAAUUUCUGAGAUCAUCGAUGGACUUUCUGAACAGGAGAACAAUGAGAAGCAGAUGAGGCAGCUGUCUGUCAUCCCUCCAAUGAUGUUUGACAUGGAACAGCGCCGGGUUAAAUUCCUGAACAUGAAUGGAGUAAUGGAUGAUCCUAUGAGGGUAUACAAGGAACGACAGUUUAUAAACGUCUGGUCUGACCAUGAGAAAGAAAUCUUCAAAGAGAAAUUUGUUCAACACCCUAAAAACUUUGGUUUGAUAGCAUCUUACCUUGAACGAAAGUGUGUUGCAGAUUGUGUUCUCUACUAUUACUUGACUAAGAAAAAUGAGAAUUAUAAGAACCUUGUGAGGAGGAACUAUGGUCGUCGCAGAGGGAGGAAUACGCAACAGAUUUCUCGUCCUUCACAAGAAGAAAAAGAAGCUGAAAAAGAAGAGGAGAAAGUUGAGAAAUUAGAAAAAGAAGAGAAAGAGGAGAAAAAGGAGGAAGAAAAGGAUGAAAAGGAAGAACCACAAAGGGAGUCUGUUAAAGAAAAAGACAAAUCAGAUACUGUCACAGAGGAGCCAGAAGAAAAAGAACAGUCUGCACCACGAGGGCGUAAAACUGCAAACAGUCAGGGCCGGCGAAAAGGCCGGAUUCUGAGGUCUAUGGCAAAAGAAGCCAUUGCGGAAGAACCACCCAAUCCUCCCCCUCCUCCUGAACUUGCUGUAACUGAGCCUGUAGAGACAUCCCGUUGGACAGAGGAAGAAAUGGAAGUAGCUAAAAAAGGUCUCGUAGAACAUGGAAGGAACUGGGCAGCCAUUGCCAAAAUGGUGGGCACCAAAAGCGAAGCACAAUGCAAGAACUUCUACUUUAACUAUAAGAGGCGGCACAAUCUGGAUAUGUUACUUCAGCAGCACAAGCUUAGAGUGCAACAGAUGUCACGGAGGUCACGGGAAGACCGGGAAGUUUCUCAAUGUGAAAGCAUUGCCUCGACUGUGUCUGUACAAGAAGACGAGGACAAUGAAGUAUCCAAUGAAGAGGAGAAUGCAGAGGAUAGUGAAGCAGCGGAAAACAGCUCAGAUACUGAGAGUGCACCUUCACCGUCUCCUAUGGAAACAAGCAAGUCAAGUAAAGAGAGUACAGAGCCCAACAGGUUGGUGGGAGAAGAACUUAAUCCUACCACUCAGAAUAACUCAGAUGUGCAACCAGUGUCAGUAACACCAGCUGCCUCCUCACCUGAACUUCAGAUCAAGCAAGAGAUGAACUUGGGUUUUGAGGAGUCAAUGGAGGAGCAGAGGGACCCUGAAGCUGAAGCAAAGCCUCUUUUUGAUCCCUUGGUAAAGGCCAAAUCUGAACCAGUGGAUAUGGAUGUUAAGCCUGAAGAAAAUGUACAGGUUAAAGUAGAAGUGGAUGCUAAGGAGAAGGAGUUUGAGAAAGUUAGGCAGCAGGAAACUGGUUGUGAGGUUUUGGACCUGCCGCAACAUGGAGCACCAGCGGAACCUCAUUCAGACAACGAUUCUAGUGCAACUUGUAGUGCAGAUGAAGUGGAGGAUGGCGAGAGCGAAAGGCAAAGGGUGUUUUCUCCAGAAACAAAGCCAUCAUUGCUGAAACCUCUCAACACUGUACUGAUAACUUCAACCAUGAAGCCAGUUCAGAUGGAUAUCCAACAACUUCAGCAGCGAGCAGCGAUGAUUCCCAGUAUGAUGGCUACUCCAUAUGUACCUGUCAGUGCUCCAAUGAGUGGCCUGGCAUUGUUACAGCGACACAUCAAAGCUGCACAUGACUCUGCACUACAGGAGGAGCCAGUGCGUCAACGUCAAGAACAUCUAGACACUGAGCGCAGGAAUUCUGCCAGCCCCAAUGUUAGCAGCAAGAACUGUCCUGUUCCAAACAGAGAAGGUAAAUCAUUUGCUUUCAUGCCAUUUCACGAGAACCGGCGAGUGAUGGAGCAGGAACCUCAGGCAGCAGGGGCAAGAUCGGCAUCACCUUAUCGGUUGUCUCCAAGGGAAUCCUGUAAGCUUUCUCCACAACCAGAGCUGAAUGCCUUGCGGUACAGUGUACCACCAGUUCUUCAGCCUGCUCCACAUCAAGUGAUGCAAACAUCUGAGGGAGGAAAAAUAGUGAUUACCAGACCAACAAGACCAUCCAAUAUUCCCUCCCCUCCUCCACUCAUCCCUUCAACGAAACCACCACUACCCUCUGAGAAGCCAUCGUUCAUAAUGGGAGGCUCCAUCUCGCAGCAGUACAUGGACGCAGCUACCUGCCACAGUUGGUUACAGGUAACUCCUGGCGUGUAUCUACCCCCUCACAGCCAAGUAUCUUAUAGCCAAGAAGCUGUGAAAAAUGCAGUGGGUUCUAUUUCCUUGGGGCUGCCAAGGCAACAGGAGCCUGUGAAACCUGGUCCAUUACAAUACAUUAAACAAGAGGAACUCUCUCCCAGGAGCCACAAUCCCCAGCCUGAGGGCCUGCUGUCCAGGGCAGCUUAUGAAGCCAAUAUGGUGAGAGGUGGUCCAAUCGCAACCAUUCAGGACACCGGUUUAACAAGAGGCAGCCCAAUAAACAAGGUUUCUGCAGAACCACCCUCUUACCGGGGCUCCAUCACUCAGGGCACACCAGGUCUGUCACAACAAGGCAUAGCUGCAGAUACGCUGCUGAAAGGAGCAAUCGGUAAAUUGGCCACUGAGGAGUCGGGGAGCCCUGAACAGUCCCGGGAAGAGGCAAUGUCUAAAGGUCAUGUCAUCUAUGAAAGUAAGAGUGGUCACAUACUGUCCUAUGAUACUGCAAAGAAUGUACGAGAGGGCACAAGGAGUCCCAGAACAGGCCUUGAGCUCCACGGAGUCAAGCGGAGCUACGAUCUCAUGGAAGGUGGAUUAAAUCGAGGACUCCCAGUGCGCGAGUCUCCGGUGUCUGCGCCAUACGAAGGUCUCAUCAGUCGUGCAAGGGAGAGCCCUCAUUUACCAGACUCUAAAGACCGGGCUGUUCCAUCAGGGUCAAUAAUGCAAGGUACACCCAGAGCUUCCAGUGAGAACUAUGAAGAAGGCAUAAAGUAUAGCAAGCAGAUUAAGCGGGAAAGUCCACCGCUGCGAACUUUUGAGGGGUCUAUUACUAAAGGCAAACCUUAUGAGGGAGUCACCACCAUUAAAGAGAUGGGUCGCUCAAUUCAUGAGAUUCCAAGGCAAGAAAGUCGGAAAACCCCAGAAAUAGUACAAGGCACACGAUCAAUUGUGGAAGGUUCAAUAUCACAGGGGACCCCAGUGAAGCACGAGAGCCAGUCUGCCAUUAAACAUGAUGUCAAGUCUCUGAUCACAGUGGCUAGCAAACACCCACACCCCAUGCACCAGUUGGAGAAGAUCUCAGAGGGAGUGAAAGUCAUGGAAAGGAAGUAUGAAGAUAUGAAACCGACUGACCAGUUAAGGGGCCGCCAUAGUGCAGUGGCUAGUUCUGGGACAUCAGUUCUCAGGUCAACAAUGCAUGAAGCUUCAAAACCUCAGCUGAGUCCAGGCCUGUAUGACGAUCCUAAUGCAAGGCGGACACCAGUAGGGUAUCCUGGCUUCAUUACCAGGGGUCCACCCAUGGUCAGCAGAUCACAAGAAGGUGUUGCAACUUCAGGGAAGUCCAGUGGCCCUGAAAGGAAAGCUACAUUAGUCCCAGCACAAAGAGAGAACAUAUCUGUCAAGUCUCCAGUCUCUGUAGUGGAUCCAUCUGCAACUCUCAGCCCUUACGACUCUAUCCAUGGGCGAGGGAAUCCUGAAUUCAGAGGUCAUGUUCCUCUUCCAUUUGACCAGACAAUGGCUUUCCAUCGAGCAUUAGACCCAGCAUACCUGUUUUCCCGGCAACUUUCCCCUAACCCCAAUUAUUCAAAUCACUAUCAACUGUAUGCAAUGGAGAACACACGGCAGACCAUUCUCAAUGACUAUAUUACUUCCCAACAAAUGCAAGUUAUCACCAAGCCAGACGGUACUAGGGGGAUGUCACCACGAGAAACUUUAGGUGUCCCCUAUGCUUCUGGAGCCAGAGGGAUCAUCGACUUGGCACAGAUGCCACACACGAUCCUUGUGCCAGGUGGGAGCAGUACUCCUCCCAUGGACAGGAUAACCUAUAUUCCUGGUAACCAAGCGCCUUAUCCAGGCCGGUACAACCACUCUCCUAUAUCACCAGGUCACCCUGCACAUAUAUCUGCAUCCACAGCAAAUGCAGAGCGUGAGAGGGAAAAAGAGAGAGAGAGGGAAAGAGAACGGGAACAGAGAGAAAGAGAAAGAUUAGCUGUGACAACUUGUGACCUGUCUUAUCUCAGAGCAGGUCCUGAACAGACCAGUAGACCCAGCAGUCAUGGCUAUGUCCGUUCCCCAUCCCCAUCAAUACGAGCGCAAGAGACCAUGUUACAGCAGCGACCAAGUAUAUUCCAAGGAGCCAGUGGCAAGGGUGUUAUAACCUCGCUUGAUGCAGCUACACAGCCUCGGAUAAUGUAUGUUAGAUCGAUCUUCAAGCAAGUUCCCCAGGGAGCCCUAUCCAUGACACCCGGGCUGUCCACCUCUCGCUUCAGCACAGCUGCAGAUGCCCUUGCUGCAUUGGUGGAUGCUGCAGCCUUAGCACCUCAAAUGGAGAUGGCAAAGGGGAAGGACAGCAAGCAUGAAGCCCCCCGAGUGGAAGAAGUAACUUCUCGCAGAAUCUCUGAGCAGCAACAGCAGCAGCACCAUCAUCAGCAGCAAUCAACGGAACAUGAGCGGCGUCCAGUGCAGUCUCCGUACUCAUCAUCGGCCAAGUCUCAGGCACAGGCUGGGUAUCCAGACAAAGCACCACCCCCCAAAUCCCGGUACGAAGAGGAACUUAGGACUCGGGGGAAGACCACUAUAACAGCUGCCAGCUUUAUCGAUGUGAUCAUCACAAAGCAGAUCGCUUCCGACAAAGACGGUCGAGAGCGAGGGUCUCACAGCUCAGAUUCCUCCAGCAGUGUGUCUUCUCAUCGCUAUGACAUAUCGAGUACAGAUGCGAUUGAAGUGAUUAGCCCUGCAAGUUCUCCAGUACAGUCACAAGAGAAGGCUGAAUCCUUCCAACAGGAGAUGCACAAGCCUUCCCAGGGAGAUGGUGAACCAAGUGCUCGGAUAUUCGAUACAGCCAUGAGUCGAUAUAGGGUGAUGCAGAAAUCUCCAUCGCCACAACAGCAGCCACCAUCAUCCUCACAGGCUGACAGUGUGUAUCCGUCUGCCUCUAACCCUCAAGUUUCCAAAACACACAAAUUGAUCACUCUUGCUGAUCACAUCCAUCAUAUUAUCACCCAGGACUUUGCCCGAAACCAAGCCAGCAGCCCAUUAUCACACCAGCCACCAGUGUCAACUUUCCAGACUGCAUCAACAGUGUCCUCUAACCGAGGAAAGGUUUCAACCCAUUACAGCACAGACUCUCAGACCCAGAGCAGUCAAACUUCCCUUCUUCAGAGGCCACCAUCUCGAGUCUCCCCUGAGAACACAACUGAAAAAGGCAGGGCAAGGCCUGGGAAAUCCCCAGAACGAAGUCAUGUUUCAUCAGAAUCUUAUGAGCCUAUUUCUCCGCCCCAGGCCCCUGCAACCCUAGAGAAACAGGAGAGUGUAGUCCAGGCUCCUCAGCGAAGGGAAAGGGAAGCAGAGCCUACUGAACAGAGGCUGCCCCCAAGUAAUGAAUGGCUUCCGAUGCCGUUGCUUGUGCGAAGAGGUCGUGCCCCAGAUUCUGCUGCAAGGAGUGACUCGAGAUCACCAGGAAACAUAAGCUAUUCACCAGCGUUCUUCACUAAACUGGAAAACACUUCCCCAAUGGUGAAGUCAAAGAAACAGGAGAUAUUUCGUAAGUUGAACUCCUCUGGCGGCGGGGAGUCUGACAUUGCUAAUGCUCAACCUGGGACCGAGAUAUUUAACCUACCAGCGGUUACCACAUCAGGUGUGGUUUCAUACAAGAAAGGCGGAGUCAGUGCUCGGAGUAAUUCCUUUGCAGAUCCGGCCAGUAAUCUCGGCCUCGAGGACAUUAUCAGGAAAGCCUUAAUGGGGAAAUAUGAUGACAAAGGAGAAGACCACCAAGGGGUUCUAGCCCACCCUGUGAGUGCGACGCAGGACAACAUGAGCACUAGCAUCCCUGUGUCUGCUGAUGCUCGGACUGAGGAGGCUAAUCCGUCACCUCCGUCAGGUUCAACUGCGUUCCCAUAUAAUCCACUGACGAUACGUAUGAUGAGUGUGGCACCAACAUCCAUCGCCUGUGCACCACCAACCAUGGGCCAAGCCAGUUCGCAUCCACCGACCAGGACGUGGGAGCGUGAACCAGCUCCCUUACUCUCCUCACAGUACGAGACACUGUCAGACAGUGAUGACUGAAUUCCAAAGUCUGGCUAAGAUUUUAGAAAGUGUUUCCAGUCUGCAGGCCACAGACAAGAGACUCUUCAGGAGCCUAAGUCAGUGAUUAAAAUAACUGAGCAUUUGUUCACAGCCAAAUGCAAAGCAGUUUCCAGUUCCUUUGAGCAGAUGUAGAUUGGAAUGUCACUGCUGAUCAGAAGUUUGUGUAGAGUUCACAAAGACAUUUUCUGCUCUCCAUUUAUUUUUUAAAAAAACUCUUUAAAUCAUUCUUGUGUAUUAUAGAAUUUUUCUCCCUAUGUAUCAUGCUACCAAUCUUACACAUUCUUAAACAGUGAAUUUGAUUGCUACAACAUGUAGGAUAUACAUCAAUGAGGUGAGCCCAAAGGACUGGUAUAUUCAUUGUAAAUUGUUUCAUUUUGUCUUUAAUUAUUUAGCAGUACUGCUAUGAUAUUAAUGCAUGGAUGUAUUAUGAUUCAUUGUAAGAUGCGAUUUGAAGGGAGUAUGUACCCUGGUGUGUUUGGGCUCGGGAAGAGGCCUCACCCUACAACUGUGCACAAUGUUAACCCAAAGGGAACAUCCUGUACCUCCAUCUCAUGUUUCUGCAUCUCUUCCCUCCCCCAAUGCUUGUAAAACAAAAUAGUUUGAAAAUCUGAGAAAUGUAAGAAGCUCUCAAAGAUGCUUCCAGAAGUUAAUCUUUUAUUGUUAAUGGUGGGAAUGGGAGAGAGCUGUUUCCUCAAGAGGUUUAACGGUUGAACUGAAGCUGGAAAACUGUUUCAAAUGGAAGAUGACAUUCUGUUCUGCCUGCUGGUUGGAGCCUCUUAACACUGGAUGCCAGGGUCACAUUUCAAAUGGAGUUCCUAUGGGUGGUUGGCAGUCUGUUUCUGUUAUGAUGUCAGAAGAUUGUAACAAUUAUUUGCACACUGCCUCUCACACAUUGGAGAGGUUAAGGGAGAUGGUAGUAUGUAUUGCCCAGUAACAUCUGGAUGCAGUUGUGAAGAAUUCUAAACUUCACUCAAAGUUUACUGAGAGUCCUGCGCUGUCUGACUGCUGAUUGCAAGUGUUUAAAGUACGGUAUCUCUCUUCAGCUUUAGUCCUCAAUGCUGGAUGUGUUUUGCAACUUUGAAAAUGCAUGCUUCUCCCUAGUUUGGGAGAAGUCCUGCAAAUAAUCCUAAUGUGACUGUGGCCUAUGGAAGUUGAAGGAGCUGCACAAAGAGUUCCUCAUCUGGAAUGGGUCGUGUUAUUUUCUUUGUUCAGGACUGCCCACAGCUUUCACAGCAGGGCAGGGGUUGAAUUCUGAUAAUUAUUUUAACUGCACUGUAUUGUAAUUGCAACCUCCCUUCCUGCCCGCCCGCCAGCCAACUGAGGCUAACACCUGCCUUUUAAAGUAGCUCACCAUUCCAAAAAUCAGACCAUUCAUGUAAAUGUUAUUAGCCUGAAAUAAAGAUGGCAUCUGA